Arabidopsis thaliana (thale cress) is the source of this 582-nucleotide messenger RNA. Its product is annotated as Plant self-incompatibility protein S1 family. Bases 12 to 419 code for a protein of 135 amino acids. The transcript has a single exon. The record is from RefSeq and is marked reviewed. Lineage: Eukaryota; Viridiplantae; Streptophyta; Magnoliopsida; Brassicales; Brassicaceae. Gene Ontology annotation, cellular component: extracellular region.
CAAAACUAAAGAUGAUAUCCACCAAAGCAUAUAGCCUCUUCCUUGUCUCCUUAGCCUUAGCCUUUACUUCUUCGUUAUCUUUCACGGCUCCAGUCUUCACCGUAAAGGUAACCAACAACCUUGCACUUGACUCUCAUCCGUUCACCAUAAGAUGCACCUCGUCCAAAUUAGAUACUUCGUCUCAGGUGUUAUUUCGAGGUGAGACUUACGUGCUUAUGUUUGACACCGACCAAUCAACUAGAUGGAAUUGCGUCAUCUUCUCAUCAUCGGCCAAAAUGACUCCUUUCGUCCUCUUUGAUCUCGAUAGAGACAAAUCAAGAUGCAAACCCGAUGGUUCUUGUCUAUGGCAAAUCAAUCCUGAUGGUUUCUACCUAUACGUCGCUUCUAUUCAUAAAUACCAAAAGCAAUAUAAAUGGUGAUUCCCAAAACAACUUGCAUUGUGUUAUUGUAUCGUUGAGUUAUAUAUAUAUCAUAAUACUCUUAGAGUAUGCUUAAACUUUAUGAUAUAAUUGUAGUUAUAAAACCCCUUAUGUAUUCAUAAGAAGUCACAAAAAAAUAAAAGUAUGAUUAUUUUCACCUCCG